AUGAAGCUGUUGGUCAAGUCGCUCACAGGAGGGAGUUUCCAUAUCGAUGUAGAAGCAUCUGAUACUGUUGCUACUGUAAAACAAAACAUCCAGGCCUCUAAAGGUCAUCAAGCAGAACACCAAAAGCUUAUCUACGCUGGCAAGAUUCUCAGUGAUGAAAAAACCGUGGGCGAGUAUGAGAUCAAAGAAAAAGAUUUCCUGGUUGUUAUGGUGUCCAAGCCCAAAGCCAAAAAGGUAGAGACGUCAAGUACGCCUGCUGCUCCCGUCGCUACGCCAUCCAAGCCCAGCGAUGAUGCUCCCCAACCAUCUGAGCCUGCUGCUACAUCCACAGCCACCACGGCACCUGACAACGUUGUCGCACCAUCAUCGUCAGAGCCACCAUCUACGCCUGCUCCUUCUUCUGGAACUUUGCAAACAGGUUCAUUCCUUUCCGGCUCUGAGCUCGAGACCGCUGUCAACAGCAUUAUGGAAAUGGGUUUCCCCAAGCAUGACGUGCAGCGUGCGAUGCGCAUGAGUUUCAAUAACCCUGACCGUGCAGUAGAGUACCUUAUGAAUGGUCUUCCCGAGGAGACAGCGCCUCCUCCAGCUACGACAACUGCUGUACCCGCAACGCCCGGUACUCCUUCGCCUACACCUGCGUCAGCUUCUGCUCCGGCCCCGGCACCGCGCUCGGGUAACUUGUUCGAGCAAGCUGCUGCCAUGCAGGCAGGACCACAAAAUGCACCUCAAGAAGACCUGAUUGGUGAAGAGGAUGAGGACGGUCGACAAGUACUUGACCUGGGUAACCCGCAAGUCCUGUCACAGCUGCGUACUCUAAUCGAACAAAACCCAGCUGCUUUACAGCCACUUGUCCAGGCAUUGGUCCAAAGUAACCCACAACUCGCGCAAGCCAUGAGUGCGGACCCUGAGGGAGUGCUCCGUAUGCUAUCGGGCGAGGGUCUGGAAGGUGAGGAAUCCUUUGAGGUGCCGACCCUGCAGCAGCUUACCGAUGAGGACCGCACACAAGUCGAGCAAAUCAUCUCCAUGGGGAUCCCCGAACGGAAAGCGAUCGAGAGCUACUUUAUGUGUGGCCGCAACCUCGAAAUGGCGGUGCAGUACUACUUUGAGAACCCACAAGACUUUGAAGACUAA
Messenger RNA from Malassezia restricta, 1131 nucleotides. RefSeq names its product UV excision repair protein RAD23. Gene Ontology annotation, molecular function: ubiquitin binding; damaged DNA binding; proteasome binding. The record is from RefSeq and is a predicted model, not a curated record. Gene Ontology annotation, cellular component: nucleoplasm; cytosol. Lineage: Eukaryota; Fungi; Basidiomycota; Malasseziomycetes; Malasseziales; Malasseziaceae. Gene Ontology annotation, biological process: proteasome-mediated ubiquitin-dependent protein catabolic process; nucleotide-excision repair. The transcript has a single exon. Bases 1 to 1131 code for a protein of 376 amino acids.